UUUGAAAGCCCGCAUCGCCUGUAUCGACCCUUCCAUACCCAUCAUUACGUCAUCACCAUGAGUAUCGCUCCCGCUAUUGUCCCUCUACGCAUCGGCAUGUUCGGUGGCGGCGUCGUUGGCGGUGGAGUGUACGAAAUCCUCAUGCAGCGCGGCGUGGCCACGCUGCGUCGCCCCGUGGUAAUUUCCAAGAUCUGCGUCCGCAAUCUCGACAAGCCGCGUUCCUUCACGAUCGACGAAAGCCAAACAACGUUGACAACGGAUCCCAACGAUAUUCUGGAAGAUUCCGAGAUUGACUGCGUCGUCGAAGUCAUGGGAGGCAUCGGACUCGCGAAACAAGUCGUGCUCGACAGCCUCAAGGCCGGCAAAUCCGUCGUCACCGCCAACAAGGCGCUCCUUGCGGCCCAUUUGGAUGAAUGUCACGACGCCGCCAAGUCCACCAAGAAAGAACUCGCGUACGAAGCAGCGGUUUGCGGGGGAAUCCCCAUUAUUCAAGUCUUACAGAGUUGCUACGAUGGAGACGUUAUUACCAACGUUUCCGGUAUUUGCAACGGCACCACCAACUACAUGCUUACCGCCAUGGAAGACGGAGCGGAUUAUGCUACUGUACUGCAAGAAGCUCAAGAUUUGGGUUUUGCGGAAGCGGACCCCACGGCGGAUGUAGAAGGUCACGAUGUCCGUGCCAAAAUUGCUAUUCUCGCCAAACUCGCGUUCGGACAAACCGUCUCGGUAGACGACAUUCCGACUGCGGGAAUCAGCAACAUUCAAGCCGUCGAUUUUGAGUACGCAGCUCUCCUGCAUUCCACCAUCAAGUUGGUAGGAACGGCUCGUCGUUUGACCGGCGUCGAUGGCGACGACGCUAAUUCUAGCCCUCUCAGUGUGUACGUCAGUCCCGUCAUGGUCUCGACCAAGGAUAUGUUGGCGUCGACACGCGGUAGUGGCAACGCCAUUGUGGUGACAUCGGAAAAUAUGAAUGCCUGUAGCUAUACUGGGCCCGGAGCCGGUCGUUUCCCAACCGCAAAUUCUGUUGUGGCCGAUAUUGUUCGCGUUGCCAACGGACAGGCGUCCGUAGAUCCCUUUCCCAAAGUCUCGCCCGAACCGCUGGAACUAGAAGACAACUACGUCUCGCCUUUCUACGUACGUAUCCCAUUUCGCGACGGUCUAGGAAUUAUCCGGCAGACCGGAGAGUUGGCGGAGCGUCACGGUGUUUCCAUUCACGCUAUUUUGCAAAAUCCCAUUGCCGAUCCCGGGUCGGCUGAUUUCUGUGUCACAACCGAUCCCUGUCCACUAUCAAACGUGCAGGCCUUUUGCAACGACCUGGCGGCGCAAAAUUUUUGCCGCGAUCCACCCCUGCAUAUGCCGUUGUUGCGUUGA
This is a messenger RNA of Phaeodactylum tricornutum CCAP 1055/1, 1371 nucleotides long. RefSeq lists its product with no specific name. Gene Ontology annotation, biological process: L-threonine biosynthetic process. The transcript has a single exon. The coding region runs from base 58 to 1371 and encodes 437 amino acids. Lineage: Eukaryota; Bacillariophyta; Bacillariophyceae; Surirellales; Neidiaceae. The record is from RefSeq and is a predicted model, not a curated record. Gene Ontology annotation, molecular function: homoserine dehydrogenase activity; NADP binding.